AAUAACAACGUUGCUAGGGUUUCUAGGGUUUGCAUAGUAAAAAGAAAACAGGUAACAUAGAGUAGCAGCGAUGGUUCUCAAGACGGAGCUUUGUCGGUUUAGUGGUGCCAAGAUAUACCCAGGAAAAGGCAUCAGAUUUAUCCGUUCUGAUUCUCAGGUCUUCCUUUUUUCAAACUCAAAAUGCAAGAGGUACUUCCACAACCGUUUGAAGCCAUCAAAACUUACAUGGACAGCCAUGUAUAGGAAGCAACAUAAGAAGGACAUUGCUCAAGAGGCCGUUAAGAAGAGGAGACGUGCCACAAAGAAGCCAUACUCCAGAUCCAUCGUCGGUGCCACCUUAGAGGUUAUCCAAAAGAAGAGGAGCGAGAAACCUGAAGUUCGUGACGCUGCUCGGGAAGCUGCACUCCGAGAAAUCAAGGAAAGGAUCAAGAAAACCAAGGAUGAAAAGAAAGCAAAGAAAGCCGAAGUAGCGGCGAAGCAACAAAAGACGCAGGGCAAAGGUAACAUUCCUAAGGGUGGUGCACCGAAAGGUGCCAAGCUCGGCGGCGGCGGAAAGCGUUGAGUGGCUAGGUUAUUUUCCCCUUUUUCCCUACCCUGAGAAAAUAGGUAGUAUUUUCAAAUUUAAUGAAAGCCUUGUACGGUAUGAAUUGGCUUUUUGGUUAUGUUGUUUUUUAUUUUAUGCUUAUUAUAUACCAUGACCUCAUGUUGAAUUCAAGUUAUCAAGUAAUUUUAUGGAUUUUUUUUAA
Gossypium raimondii (Peruvian cotton) is the source of this 746-nucleotide messenger RNA. RefSeq names its product 60S ribosomal protein L24. The record is from RefSeq and is a predicted model, not a curated record. NCBI's taxonomy places the organism in Eukaryota, Viridiplantae, Streptophyta, Magnoliopsida, Malvales, Malvaceae. Gene Ontology annotation, molecular function: mRNA binding; structural constituent of ribosome. Bases 71 to 562 code for a protein of 163 amino acids. The transcript has 5 exons. Gene Ontology annotation, cellular component: cytosolic large ribosomal subunit. Gene Ontology annotation, biological process: cytoplasmic translation.